AUGCCUAGCCCAUCCGUGGCUUCCGCAACGCCCAGCGCGACGCUCCGGCCCUUCUUCCUCGAGGUCAAGCUGAAAUCCGGGGAGGGCCUCAUCAAUCCGGACGCGGGCGCAUCCGGAUCGCUCGUCGGCCUCCUGCUUGCUCGGCCAGAUGCUGGCGAGCCCGUCCGACUCUAUGUAGCGCUUUCCCCGCCGGCGCAGCAGCGCAAGCGGGGCGCGCCCACCUGCGCACUCGUUCGCGACUUUGCGAUUGGCGGGCACGACGGCGCGACCCUCGAGUUCGCGUCAGGCCGCUCCCGCCUGAUGGUCCAGCACCAGCUGUGCGUGCCGCUCAGCGAGAGAAAUUGCCUGCCGUCCGCGUGCCGCGAUUGGACGGACCGAUUCAACGCCGCCGGAGUCAACGACCGAUUCGUGUACCCGGCCGCAGUCACCGUCCAAGCCGCCGCCGACGCCAUGGCGCGGGCGGCGGCGGCCAGGGCGAAGAGUGCCUCGGGUGGCCACCGGCCAAGCAACAGCCUCCUCAGCAGCGGUAGCGGGGGCCCUCGGCUGUCCGCGCCUGCGAGCAGCACCCCCUUCAAGGCGGCGGCCCGCGGCGGCGGGGGCGGCGGAAGCAUGGCGCGCUGGCCCUCUCCGGGCGGCGGCGGCGGCGGAGGCGCCUCCCGCGGCUGUCCGUCCUGCCACAAGUGCUCCCCCCGCCAACGCGCGCGCCUGGGCAUUGUAGGGUCGCCGGCGUGUGGCGUCGCCGCCGCGGCCGCCCCGCCACGCGCGGCGGGCGGCCGGGCGGGGCACGGCUCCCGGAUGAUGGCGGCGGCGGCCGGAGCCGCUCGCAGCGGCGGCGGUGCGGCUGCGGCGCCGCUGCCGCAGCUGCACCAGCGCAAGAUUGAGGCGACCGGCGAGUACUCGGUGACGCGGCGCCCGGGUGUGGGCUUCGCGCGCUUUCCCGACCGCCGCCCGGAGAUGGGCGGCGGAGGCGGCGGAGGCGGCGGAGGCGGCGGCGUCGGCGGCGGCGGGCGGCGGGCGGCCGUGGUCCACUCCGGCUUCCGCAACCUCGGAAACACUUGCUACAUGUCGGCGGUGCUCGCGGCGGUCACCGCGCUGCCGUGCUUUGUGGACGACCUGCUCGAAGACGCGGUCAUGGAGCGGCUCGGCCGGUGCCUCCCCGAGGCGUCCGUCUACCGCGCCUUCCGCGAGGUUGCGCGCCAGGUGUGCGGGCUCCAGCCGAAGGCGGCGGGAGGAGGCGGCGGCGGCAGCAGCAGCGGCAGCGGCGGCGGCGGCGGCGGCGGCGGCGGCGGCGGCGGCGGCGGCGGCGGCGGCGGCGGCGGCGGCGGCGGCGGCGGCGCGCCGCCCACGCGCACCUUCACCUCUGGAGAGCGCGGCGCGAGGAUGCAGCUCGCGCUGCCCUGGCCGACGGAGGCGGUCGCCGCCGCCGCCGCCGCGGACGGGUUUGCGCGGGUGGCCUUUUCGGACGGGGCGGGCGCGGCGCUCACGGCGUGGGGCGUCGAGGCGUUUGUCGGCGGCGUUAGCGAGGCACUGCCGUCGCUGCGGUGGGGCGGCGUCUUCGAGGCGCUCGACCAGCCGACGUGGGCCACCAAUGGGCCCGGCGCGGACGGCUUCGCGCUGCUCGUCGCGCUGCACCGCCGCGCGUGCAGCGGACCGCUCCCCGCCGGAGCGCUGCUCGGCGGCUGGACGCACUCGGGCGCGCAGCUGCGGCUGCUCGCGCACGCGGUCGGCGCGGCCGCCGACGCGGUCGCGUGGGGCGACGCCGCCGCGCCGCUGGUCUCGCCCGCGCCCGACGGGACGAGCAAGCCCGGCAUCGCGCCGUGGCUCUCGCUCCGGCUGACCGAGUCGCUGCUCCACCUCUCGGCGUCCGGCUACCACGCCGAGGCGCGCGCGCUCUUCGCGGCGCCGCUCUCCGCGGCGCCGCAGCUGCUGCUCGCGGCGCUGCUGACGCACAGCGGCGCGCGCGCGGGCGCGGCGGACGAGGCGCCGCUGCAGCGGGAGCUGCUCGACGGCCUCUUCCCGCUCUUCCUCGGCGGCGACUCGCCCGGGUCGGCCGCGCUGCUGCAGCGGCUGUGGGAGGCGCAACCAUACGCGGUGAUGCGCGGGAUGGCGGCGCUGCACCGCGCGCAGCCGCAGUCCAUCCUGCGGCUGCUCGACCUGGCGACGUCCUUCAACGCGCUCGAGAAGGUUCUCACGCUCGGCGCAUACUCGUUCACCAUCGACCUCGCCGCGUGCGCGCAGCGCAAGGAGCUCAUCGACUUCGAGCCGUGGCUGCACUCGUGCCUGCGCCGCGACCCGGAGCACGCCUUUGUGCGCGCCUGCGCGUCGUACCUUCGCGAGAAGCUGCUGCCCGGCUCGGCGACGAACCUCGCGCGCGCGGCGGCCACGUCCAAU
Messenger RNA from Emiliania huxleyi CCMP1516, 2391 nucleotides. RefSeq lists its product as hypothetical. Gene Ontology annotation, cellular component: CCR4-NOT core complex; P-body. Gene Ontology annotation, molecular function: molecular adaptor activity. The transcript has 4 exons. Gene Ontology annotation, biological process: nuclear-transcribed mRNA catabolic process, deadenylation-dependent decay. NCBI's taxonomy places the organism in Eukaryota, Haptophyta, Isochrysidales, Noelaerhabdaceae. The annotation marks the transcript as partial. The record is from RefSeq and is a predicted model, not a curated record.